Messenger RNA from Phaeoacremonium minimum UCRPA7, 1341 nucleotides. Its product is annotated as putative 30s ribosomal subunit protein. The coding region runs from base 1 to 1341 and encodes 446 amino acids. Gene Ontology annotation, biological process: positive regulation of translational fidelity. Gene Ontology annotation, molecular function: structural constituent of ribosome; rRNA binding. Lineage: Eukaryota; Fungi; Ascomycota; Sordariomycetes; Togniniales; Togniniaceae. The transcript has 3 exons. The record is from RefSeq and is a predicted model, not a curated record. Gene Ontology annotation, cellular component: mitochondrial small ribosomal subunit.
AUGAAGUUCCGGCGGACACUGAGGUUUCAUGGUCUGAAGCGGCCUAAAGUCCGCCAGACCUGGAACAAGUUUAACCUUUACAACCUCAGCCGCCUCAGGAUUCCUUUCCUCAUCUCGAAGACCUUCUUCCAGCAGAAAUGGGCCGCCAAAGCGAUGACGCGAGGCUACCACGGCGAGCACAUCAAGGAACGCCAGUGGGAGAAGAUGUUCAGCCGACGCCUGCUAUCCGUCGUCAACAUGAACCCACGGUACAUGGCCGCACAUGAUGGCUCAGAGCAGGCAACCGGCCGCGGCUCAGGGCAUGACAAGCCUGGCGAGGAGGACUUGGCCGAGAUUGGCGUGCAGGAGGAGCAGAGAGGGCCCAGGCCCACGAAUAUGAGCUCGGAUAGGCGCACACCGUACAUGAACAUGGCGUAUGCGCCAAUGGAGAGGCGGUUAGAUAUCGCCGUUUGGAGGUCUCUGUUUGCAAGCAGUGCAAGGCAGGCCCGCCAGUUCGUCGUUCACGGCGCAGUCAAGGUCAACGGUCAAGAGAUGCGAUAUCCAGGAUACCUCCUCAACCCAGGAGACAUGUUCCAGGUCGAUGUCGAGCGAGUUAAACUCGCAAUUGGCCAACCGAAGGGCCGGAUAAGAGUUCGAGCUGGCAAAGGCGCUACCGAAGGUGAGGAGGCUGAAGAGGUCGAGGAGGCUGCAUCAGAAGCAGACGCAUCAGCCGAAGGCGCCGAGGCGGAAGCAACAGAAGCCGUAGCAGAGCCUGAGGUUACUCCGGAGCAGCAAGUCGCACAAUUGAAGGAGCUGCUCAAGCUUGCGAAGGAGAUUCUCUCCGAGGGCGGCCUCCUGCUCUCAGUGAAGCGCAAGCAGCAGCUACGAACAUUCGCCAAGGAUGCUCGCAGCGCCAUCGCUCGUGCCGGCAAGACCCCGACCGAGAGCGAUGCUACAAAGGCCACCGGUCUUGUGGACGACCUCACGGGCUUGCUUGCAUCCAUGGACCUCAACUCUUCCGCCAAAGGUGAUGUUGCUGCUGCCGCCGAAGAAAAGAGCCAAGCUGUCAACAGCGACGUCACUCAGCUCACGGGUGACGAGAAGAGAGCCCUAGACAAGCUCCUACAGGAAGAAGCAGACAACCCCUACGACCCAUCCAAGCCAUACCUCACCCCCUGGCGGCCGCGCAACUACAUGAGCCCCUUUGCCUUCAUCCCGCGCUAUCUCGAGGUCAACCAGAACAUCUGCGCGGCGGUAUACCUACGGCACCCGGUCGCGCGACAGGGAUAUGCUGAGGUGCCGACCCCGUUCCCCCAGGCCAUCAAUCAAUUGACUUUCAACUGGUACCUCAGGAGGAGGUAA